Podarcis lilfordi (Lilford's wall lizard) is the source of this 1116-nucleotide messenger RNA. The record is from the annotation of a GenBank genome assembly. NCBI's taxonomy places the organism in Eukaryota, Metazoa, Chordata, Lepidosauria, Squamata, Lacertidae.
AUGGUGACGACCAGGAGUGGCUGCAAAACCUCAGGCUUUUCUCUGAAAGCUGUAAGACCCACCUUUAAAAGAGCCACUUUAAAGAAAGCACAAACAAAAAUCACUCACUUCUACAUGAACAGAGCAAAAUGUGGAACAAAUGAGGAAACGACUGAAAUGAAUGAGAACAAGAACAAGAAGGGAAGGGAAAUUCUACUCUCUCCUACCAAUCUCUCUUACAGCUAUAGUGAAGGACCGGUUAUGCAAAGAAAGGAGUGUACUAAAAGCAGUGAUAAAAGCCUGAAUAUAUUGGAAGCAACACAAAAUAUCCUCGAUACAGCCGAUGAAGCAUCCCCGAAACUGAAAGCCAAAUCCCAAGUUCCUCUCGAACCAUCGUUAGAUCAAAAAAUGGAGGAACUAAUGUUAAAACAAAUUUCGGAAUUGGCCUCGGGAAAUAUUAAACCUUCGAAAGACUCUUAUUCUCAUUCCCACGAGACAAAUGAAGAGGGUCUCUCAAUCAUCAAAUGGCUAGUGCUCCUUACUGAGGACAUUGAAUCCAUAAAGUCCUACUUGGACAUUUGCACAAAAACUCUUACCAUCAUGGCUAACUCCUGUAAAACUCUCUGGAGAAAACCCGGAAUGCCUGCAGAAUUGGAAAGUAAUCAUGGCCUUGCCUCCACCCUUUGUAGGAGUGGCUUAUCAAGGAAGGGUAAGAAAGCCUGCAGAGCUAAAGCUUGCAAAAGGAGAUUCAUAGUUGUAAAAAAUGUUAAAAAAAGUAAAAACAUAAAAAAUCUUAAGACAGUGUAUUAUAAAAAAAUGGUUUUUAAAAAGCUUUUUAACUUACUCGAGAGCACAACAGCCUCUGGCACUAGAGGGAACCCGGUGAAGUCUUUAGCCAAGAAGUCAGUUAAACAGGAUUUGCCCCCAAACGUCUGUGCUGAUAAAGCUCCGGAUUGCCUAAAACCUUCAGCGCUUGCUCCACCACCAAGCUCUAAGCAAGAUUUAUUGCCCCAAGAUCCAUGGUCCUACGUGUUAACCAUAGAUAACUCCAAAUCCAAUAAGGAGAGCAUUCCAACAAAUAAGAACUGGAAGCUGGUGUUGCUUCAAAACAAACUUGUUUUUUUCAAGCUAUCCUAA